Humulus lupulus (European hop) is the source of this 2194-nucleotide messenger RNA. Its product is annotated as AAA-ATPase ASD, mitochondrial-like. The coding region runs from base 150 to 1700 and encodes 516 amino acids. The transcript has 2 exons. Gene Ontology annotation, molecular function: ATP binding; ATP hydrolysis activity. The record is from RefSeq and is a predicted model, not a curated record. Lineage: Eukaryota; Viridiplantae; Streptophyta; Magnoliopsida; Rosales; Cannabaceae.
GCUUAAUCAACAAGAAAGCCAAGUAGAACUUCUCCUCUAUAAAUAGCAUAACAUAGACACUUUGUUAAGUACAAUUCACCUCACCCUACUAAUUCUCUCUAGCUUUAAGAAGAAUAAAAAGCGCUUUCUCCCACCCCACACAAAACAAAAUGAUGUUCAUGAUGAUGGGAGAAACGUUGACUCAAUUGACCACAGCAAUUACAAGCUUUGUGCUUGUUUAUGCCGCAAUCAGACAAUACCUUCCCCAUGAACUUAUGCCUUAUAUAUCACAAUAUACCAACAAAAUGGUGAGCUUUGUGUGGCCUUACAUUCAUAUUAACUUCAAUGAGUACAGUGGUGACAGUUUCAGGCGCAGCAAACUCUACGAGGACAUCCAAACUUACCUCAGUGCCAAUUCCACCACUCGAGCUCAAAAACUUAAGGCCCACGAUGUCAAUGAUAGCAAGUCUAUGGUUAUAAGUCUUGACGAUAACUCCGAAGUCAAUGACGAAUUCCAAGGCGUUAAACUCUGGUGGACUUCUCGCAAAAGGAGCCCAGUAAACUCGUCUUGGUGGGGUUAUCCUAACUCAGACGAGAAGAGGAACUUCAGUCUUAGCUUCCAUAGACGCCACCGAGAGCUCGUCACCACCUCUUAUCUCAAUCAUGUGGUGAAACAAGGAAAAGAAAUAGCGAUCAAGAAUCGGAAGCGAAAACUUUAUACCAACAGUUCCAAGGAGAAUUAUUAUCGAGGCGGUAAAAUGACUAAGUGGAUCGGUGUCGAGUUUGAGCAUCCGGCGAGUUUUGAUACUCUUGCUUUGGAACCUAUGCUGAAGCAGGAAAUCAUAAACGAUCUCCUUAAGUUCAAAACCGGAAAAGAUUACUAUGCUAAAGUUGGUAAGCCUUGGAAACGAGGGUAUCUUCUGUAUGGUCCUCCUGGGACUGGAAAGUCAACCAUGAUCUCUGCCAUGGCUAACUUUCUAGAUUAUGAUAUCUAUGAUUUGGAACUAACUUCGGUUAAGGAUAACACUGAGCUAAGGAAGCUGUUUAUCGAUAGUUCGAAUAAGUCCAUCAUUGUGAUUGAGGAUAUUGAUUGCUCGCUUGAUCUUACUCGUCAACGAAAGAAGAAGAAGGAGGAAGAUGAAGAAAGUACAGACUCUGCAAGUAAAAAGCCUAAAAAAGAAGAUUAUGAGAGUGAUAGUAAAGUAACUCUCUCUGGGCUUUUGAACUUCAUUGAUGGGAUUUGGUCUGGUUGUGGAGGUGAGAGACUUAUUGUGUUUACUACAAAUUAUUUUGACAAACUUGAUCCGGCUCUGAUUCGGAGUGGAAGAAUGGACAAGCACAUAGAGCUUCCCUACUGUUGUUUUGAGGCUUUUAAAGUUCUUGCCAACAAUUACUUGGAUGUUGUGUCCCAUGAUCUGUUUCCGACGAUUGAGCGUUUGUUGGGUGAAACUGAUAUGACUCCUGCUGAUGUAACUGAGAAUUUGAUGCCAAAGUCUGACAAUGAAGAUGCUGAUAAUUGUUUGAAAAAAUUGGUUGAAACUCUUGAGAAGGCCAGGGAUGAUGCAAUAAGAAAGAAGGUUGAGGAAGAAGCAAAGUUAAAGGCUGCAGAUGAAGAAAACUUGGAUAAAGAGAGUGAAGAAAAUUCUGCUAAAAUAGAAGGUGCGAAAUGUAAUGGUACUUUGGCCAAGGAAGUGAAGGAGAAUGGAUUAGUCACCACUUAGAAGUUUGGGGACCAAAUUAUUAGUUGAAAAUAUAUUUGUUAUUUAAUUACUUUAGAAAGAAAAAAAGUCUGUAUAUGCCAGCUGUAUAAGGGGAAAAAAAAAAAGAAGAAAGAAAAAAAAAACCAAAACAAAAAAAAAAAGUAUAGAUGUCAUUUAAUUAAAUUUUAAGUCAUAGAAGUGGUGUUUUUGUGAUUUAAUGGAAACUAGGAGGUCUAAAGUAUAAUUAAUUUUCAUAUAUCCGUCAUAAAGAAGAAGAAGAAGAAGAAGAAGAAGAAGAAGAAGAAGAAGGAGGAAAUGAUUUGCGUAAAUGUCUUGUGCGAUUAUUGAUGAAUCUGUGAAUCGUUAUAUAUAUUAUCCAAGUGGUGGAGAUGUUGGAAAGGAAGAAGUUAUAUAAAUGUCUGGGAUUAAUAAAAGGUUGUAAAUGCCUUUUACUUAAGCAUAGACAGUAUCUAUAGACUAGUGGUUUUGUGAAAUGUAAUGUAAAUUUCGUUUGA